AUGUCAUCGGUUUCGACGGGGGCUGAGAAGACAAAAAAAGGCCCAAGAUGGAAGAUAUGUGCUGCUGCUCUUGUUAUUACUGGACUGCUGACUUUGCUCUUCGGCUUCUUACUUUAUGUCGCCAUCGUACCGGCAGUAAUCAAAUCGCAGAUUAUUGAGAAUUCCCGGCUCGUCGAGGGCAAUCAGAUGUGGAAUAAAUGGAUCGACCCGCAAUAUAAAAUUAACUUUAACGUAUGGGUGCACUCAAUCAAGAAUCCGGAUCAAAUACUCGACGGGGAAUUGCCGGAGGUGGGGACCACCGGACCUUAUGUUUUUAGGAAGAAGAUUGAAAAUAAAGUGGUUUCUCAUGAAAAUGGAACAGUGACGUUCAAACGAUUUGAUUACAAAUUCUUCGAUGAGGAGGCUUCUUGUCCAACAUGUAUUCUCGGGAAUAGAGCAUGGGUUCCGAAUCUCAUCUAUCAGAAAUUCGUAGAAGCAGCUUCUACUUCCGGGAUGAGAGCUGCUGCCACUGCUCUUCUGACACAAACCGCUUUCCUCGAAGUUGAUGUGGGAGAACUGCUUUUCGACGGAUACAAGGACCCAUUCCUUGACAAGAUCUGCGAGAUUCCAUUUAUGAACUUUGUCUGCGAGUCAAUUCUUGACGUUCCUGAACGCAUCGGUCUGCUUUAUGGGACAAAUGGUACAAACGAUGGCGUUUACGAGGUCAGUGACGGUGUCGAAGACUCAAGCACACUUGCCAAGGUUUUGAAAUGGAAUGGAGAGGAUCAUGUAGAUAAUUCGUGGUGGAGUGAUGACGAGGCUCGAAAAAUCCGUGGCACGGAAGGAAGUCUUUUCCCACCAUUCAUCCAAAAAGAUCAGCGCAUCUACGUAUUUAUCACCCAGUUAUGCCGUUCUGUGUACCUAGUAUUCAAGGAAGAGGUUAUGUAUCGUGAUAUCCCUGCGUAUCGCUUUGUUCUUCCGGCUGAUGUACUUGACCAAUCGCUAGACGAAAACAAAGGAUACUGUAAUCCGACAGACAAGAAGUUCUUCGCUAGUCUUCAGAACGACACCGAAUGUCUACCACGAGGUCUUUUAGACAUCAGUCACUGUCAACAAGGACAACCACCGAUUGUCAUCUCAAUGCCUGCUUUCCACUAUGCACCCGAUGAAGUGAAGAAUCAUAUUCGUGGCCUUAAUGCCACAAAUCCGGAAACCGAUGAAAUCUAUGUCGAUAUCGAACCGCAACUUGGUUCCGUUCUCUACGCGCAACGCGUUUUCCAAGUGAAUAUUGAAAUGUGGAAGGGCGAAAAUUUAGCAUUCCCUGUGAACCUCAAGAAAAUGCGUUCUUCCAUCGUGCCUGUAAUAACCGUACGCGAGAUUGCCAAUAUUGAUGAAGAUACGUAUAACAUAAUCAAGCAUGAUUUGAUCGACACGAGUGCAUUGGCAUACGGUGCUUCAAAGGUUAUUAUGAUCCUCUCGCUUUUCUUUUUCGUCGCUGCGGCAGCACUUGUGAUGUUUAAGGUGUUGGAUAUCUCGGGCUUGCUGGCUGAGGCCGUACGACGCAUUCAUCAUGGUGAAUCCGUUUCCUUCCUCUUCAACAACAUCCCAAAAAAGCCCGUUACUGAUGAAAAUGGGGAUUUAGUA
Molecule: messenger RNA, 1623 nt
Organism: Mesorhabditis spiculigera
Lineage: Eukaryota; Metazoa; Nematoda; Chromadorea; Rhabditida; Rhabditidae
Source: the annotation of a GenBank genome assembly